AUGGGGGGACAUGGUGGAUUGAACAUCCUUCCACAAAAAAAAUGGAAUGUUUAUAGGAAAGAUGUACAAUAUAAAGUAAACUAUGAUGAAAACAAACUUAUAAAAGAAGAGGAAGCAAAACAUAGAGAGAAAAAUAAAUACGAAUUUGAAAAUACUAUUACUCAAUUGAAAAAUAACAUUUCGAAUAAUAAUGAAAAAAAAAGUACAACUAAACAAAAGGAACAUAUAAAUUUAUUUGCAGAAGAAGAAAAAGAAAUAACCAAAAGAAAUAAAAUGCAUGAAAGUUUUUUAAUUAAAAAAGGACAUUAUAUUUAUAAUGAUCAAAAUUUUAACGGAGUGAAUUGUAUUUAUGAUAAGAAUAGUAAUGCCAAAAUUAUCUCAGAUUUUGAUAAAAUAAAGAAUAGUGAAAGAGAGUGGUUUUUAAAUAUACAAAAAAAAAUGCCUUUUACCAAUAAUCAAAUCCAAGAAUUGAAAAAUGAACAAAGAAAUUAUGACUACAAUAAGUCAUAUAGUAAGUACGAUGACAAAAUUUCUCAAAAAAAUGAUACAUUUCAAAAGGACACACGUGAAAGCAUUCAUAUAAAUAGUUCAUCAAAACGUAUUAAAAAAGACAAAAAUAAAUAUGAUCAUAUCAAGGAACUUAUAAAAUAUAAAAAGAAAAAAGACAAAAAAAAAAAAAAAAGAGACAAAUAA
This is a messenger RNA of Plasmodium vinckei vinckei, 693 nucleotides long. RefSeq names its product conserved Plasmodium protein, unknown function. The record is from RefSeq and is a predicted model, not a curated record. NCBI's taxonomy places the organism in Eukaryota, Apicomplexa, Aconoidasida, Haemosporida, Plasmodiidae. The transcript has a single exon. Bases 1 to 693 code for a protein of 230 amino acids.